GGUCCCCCAUUCACAGCUCCAAAACUCUCAGUCCUGUUGAACAGAAGUUGUUGAAACAGUCAGUCUGAGCAGCUGAAACCCAGAAGAACACUUUUAUCUGCUUCUCCUGGAUUCAGAGAGAUUUAACAAGGUCGGAUUGCAUUGAAAGAGAGAAGAUUUGGGGCUGUGCUGAAAUGGGAUCUCUGGAAACUGAGUGGAAACUUUUCCUGGGAGUCUGUCUGUCUGCUUGGAUGAUCACUGCAGAUGGGCCGCCCACGGCAGAUAAUUUAAAGUGGGUGUCUCUGGACUUUAAAACCAUUCUCACCUGGACGACUCAACCAUCUGAUUACAAGUACACUGUCUCUUAUGCUAGUGAUGAUAGUGACUGGGAGGAGGGUGAAAACUGCAUCCGAGUGUCAGAGACAGAAUGUGAUCUGACCAAGGACUUUCGUAUCAUCGACAGGACCUACCAUGCUCAAGUGAAAACAGAGCCUGCCACCACCGACUAUGACUAUGACCAUGAGGAGUUCCCUCACACCUAUUCUACAAACUUCAACCCCUACAAAGAAAGUAACAUCAGCGCUGUGAAUUUCACUGUGAAGGCUAUAGAUGAGAGCAGUGUAAUCAUCAACAUCACAGAUACUCUGACCGCUAUUCAUAAUUCUCGUGGGAAGCAGCUCAGCCUCAGAGACGUUCUCAGAAAUGACCUCAAGUAUAAAAUCAGCUACUACAAGUCUGGAAGUACAGGCAAGAGAGACAUCACGUCGGAUUCCUUAACAAAAGAGGUGCUUAAUCUGGAGCCAGGACAAAGCUACUGCUUCAUGGUGGCAGCUUUCAUCCCCUCCAGAGCCACAGUCCAGCAGGGAGCCUGGAGCAUCCAGCAGUGUACGACUGGAGACAUAGAAAUCCUGCAAGCGUUGAGUAUUGGAGCCUGGGUCGGUAUCAUCUUCAUUCUGCUCACAAUCCUCAUCAUCAUCAUUACGGUGACAGUCCUCUGCUGCAAAUGCUGGCGGCAAAAAAACACAUCUCAACAAUCAUCAGCACCUAUUUAGUGUAUGCGUGUGUGUGUGUGUGGUUGUGUGUGUGUGUGUGUGUGUGUGUGUGUCUUCCAAGCAUUGGGAGCUGGUCUUCCUUCUCUAUGUCCUCUCUGUUUCUAAGAAAACAUCAUUUUACAUCACUCUGCUCUUGUUUACUUUGUAUUUGUAAUUUCAAAAACAUGUUUUUUCCCAUUUUAAUAAAAAAAAAAAAAAAAAUCAAACGGGACGCUGAGAGCAGCCAAACCACCAGGGUAGCUGCAGUUUAACACAUUUAUCAGCCCCAUCACCAUCAAAGGCCCUUGCCACAUCCAGAUUUUCCAGGACUGUUUCUACCUGUGUAUGUGUGUGUGUGUGUGUGUGUGUUCUUGUAUGUCCUACAUAGUGAGGACCGGAACACGUUUUUAAACCAACAGAGUGAGGACCUUUUUGCGAAGUGAGGACAUUUCGGCCGUCCUCACUUCUUUAAAGGCUUUUUUGAGAUUUAAGGGUUCAGGUUACAAUUAGGUUUAUGUAAAGGUAACCAUGUGUUAGGGUGAGGGUAAGGGGCUAGGGACCAAGGUUGUUAUAGUUAAAGAAAACUAACGAAAUAACGAAAACUAGAAUUGAAAAAUAAUUUUUGUUCACUGAAAUAAAAAUUAAAAAUGACAGUUUAAAAAAAAGAUAAUUAACUGAAACUGUAUUUUGUGGUUACAGAACUAACUAAAAUUUCAGUAUAUAAUGUCCUUAAUUUCCAUCUUUGUCAACUUUGUCCAUACAUAAUGAAGAUGGAUAAGACAAAGGAAAUAAAGGCAAAAUUUACUGUGACCUCUUUUAAUCUCCCACUGAAAACAAAAACUAACACAAAAACUAAUAAAAACUAAACUAAAACUAGCAAACUCACUCUAAAAACGAAUUAAAACUAACUGAAAAAUUCAAAACUAUUAUAACCUUGAAAGGGAAUUCACUAUUCUAAUGAGGGCCCUCACAAAGAUAGAAGUACAAGAAUGUGUGUGUUUGUGUGUGUGUGUGUGUGUGUGUGUGUGUUUGUGUCUUCCAAGCAUGGGGAGCUGGCCUUCCUUCUCUAUGUCCUCUAAAACAUCAUUUUACACCACUAUGCUCUUUUUUUUUACUGUGUAUUGUAGUUUGCUUUUUUAUUUCCUAUUUUAACUGACAUUAAGGUGAACAUGUGCAGGAUACUUUGACAUCAAAUUAAGUCUGCUUCUGAGGUUAUCUGCAUUUUAAGCCCCAUCUGUGCAUUUCCUCACCCAUCCUGUGUUUGAACUGUGGACCCACAAUCAUCAGCAUCAAAUGCUUACCACAGCAACAAUUCACACUGGAAGAAUUUUGCCAGAAGGAAAUUAAAGUUUUAAAAUGUGAUUUGUCUACCUGUUACAUUUUAUGAGUGUAAAUGUAUUUACAUUUCCCGGAAAUUAAUCUUUUCACUCAUCAUGCCACUCCAGGUGCCCUAAAACUGUUUCCUCUAAACAUGCUUUUCAGAGUGAAUCCUUCUAUGAAUAAAUACAAAUAACCACUAGUGGUCCAGUAAAUGAAGCUCUUCAGUGGCACUUAGUGGAUGCUCCAUGAAACUACACAACAUUAGUAAAUUCAUCUCCUUUACAAAUAAAUAUUUGUCUAAACUUUUAGCCUUAAGUGAUAGAACUUAUUUGGAUUUGUUUUUUGCGUUUUACAAGACUAACUUUUAUUGGUCAAAUGGAUGAUGAAACAAUAAAAAACAUUAAAGAAAUGAAAA
Messenger RNA from Centropristis striata (black sea bass), 2745 nucleotides. RefSeq names its product tissue factor-like. Gene Ontology annotation, molecular function: protein binding. Bases 174 to 1031 code for a protein of 285 amino acids. The record is from RefSeq and is a predicted model, not a curated record. The transcript is spliced from 7 exons. Gene Ontology annotation, biological process: blood coagulation. Gene Ontology annotation, cellular component: membrane. NCBI's taxonomy places the organism in Eukaryota, Metazoa, Chordata, Actinopteri, Perciformes, Serranidae.